Molecule: messenger RNA, 988 nt
Organism: Corythoichthys intestinalis (scribbled pipefish)
Lineage: Eukaryota; Metazoa; Chordata; Actinopteri; Syngnathiformes; Syngnathidae
Exons: 5
Coding region: 107-838 (243 amino acids)
Source: RefSeq, a predicted model, not a curated record
GCGCACGCAAGGCAGGACGGAAAGUAGGUGGGUGGGGGAGGAAGGGUGUGGCAUAUACCCGCUCGGGUCCAGUCGAGUCCAGCGGUAGCAGCUCCUCGCACGCACGAUGACGGCGGCGGCGUCGCAGUCGACCAAGAUGGGCGUCGGAACCAAGGUGGCGCUGGCCCUUCUUUCCCUGUGGUCCCUGGUCUCCCUGGUGGUCAUCGUCACGUGGUCCACGUCCCCGGACCUGCAGAGCUCGGCGCGCUGCCGCCAGGAGCUGCGCGAUAGCCGCGAGAAGACGCUGGGCGCUCAGGCGCUCUGGGCCCAGGACAAGGACGAGCUGGAGGAGCGGCUCCGGCGCGCCAACGAGAGACACGCGCGCGAGGAGGCAGCGCUCGACCUGCUCGCGCGAAGCCUGGAACACGCCAACCUCACCUUGGACGAGUGCCAGCAGCGACAGACGGUCCUUCUGGCCAACAUCAGCACACUGCAGGAGGAGGCGGAGCUUCAGCGCCAGGCGCAUCUCAACUUGACCGAUCGGCUGCAGGGUCUAGAAAGCCACGCGGAGGCGCUGCAGCACAACCUGACGCAGAGCGGGCACCAAGCAGCGGUUUGCUCCAGCCUAAAGGCGGCCGCCGACAACCACGCCGCCGCCGCGCAGACUCAGACUCGCGCCUGCGAGGCCAACCUGGACUUCCUGCGCAAACAGCUGGUCAAGUGUCAGGAUGCCGAGUCGGUAGCCCCGCCCCCUCCGCAGACCCAGAGCGAGCAGCCCUCCGAGUCCGGCUCCCGCUCGGCGGCGCCCUCCGCGGUCGCGCUGGUGGUAGUCCUCUGCGCCGGCCUUCUCGCCAGCUGAGGGCGCUCGACAAAGGCGAAAGAGCACUGAGGUCCGAGAAGAGGGCGGAGCCUGGAGGAGGGACCAUACGACUGCUGUACAAAACAAACUCACACUCAUUUUUCUGCCGGCAGAGGUCGCCGAUUAUCAUCCAAAAGACCAGCUCAAGAC